AUGUGGAGGAAGUGCACCCGCUCGUUUACAAAUGUCGUUGAAAAUGAAAACAUUACGUUAGUAGAUCCGGUGGAUGGUAGCGACUGCUUCUAUUGCUUGAGUUGUGACUCUGCUUUGUCAGCUGUCGGCGUUCCCUUCUUUUACUCGAUGCCGAUUCAAUCAAACGAAUUCAAAAAGAUAAUAGGUAGUUGUGUUCUAUAA
Molecule: messenger RNA, 201 nt
Organism: Prunus armeniaca (apricot)
Lineage: Eukaryota; Viridiplantae; Streptophyta; Magnoliopsida; Rosales; Rosaceae
Source: the annotation of a GenBank genome assembly